Messenger RNA from Odontomachus brunneus, 3292 nucleotides. It is a transcript of the gene Pect, whose product is annotated as ethanolamine-phosphate cytidylyltransferase. Gene Ontology annotation, biological process: phosphatidylethanolamine biosynthetic process. Gene Ontology annotation, cellular component: cytoplasm. The coding region runs from base 191 to 1303 and encodes 370 amino acids. Lineage: Eukaryota; Metazoa; Arthropoda; Insecta; Hymenoptera; Formicidae. The record is from RefSeq and is a predicted model, not a curated record. Gene Ontology annotation, molecular function: ethanolamine-phosphate cytidylyltransferase activity. The transcript has 6 exons.
AUAUGCCGACGCGCGCAGUUGCUCCGAGGAAGCGGACGGUGGUGGUUCUCUCUUCCUUCCCUUUUCUCCCUCUCGCUCCCUCUCUUCGAGGUUAGACCGGCCGAUAGUCGACGCCACUCGCGACUUCGAGGAGAGACGUGUCAGUUAGUUUAAUCAGGAGGUACGCGCGCGACGUUCCGUUACGAUCAUCAUGACAGAAGGAGGGUCUCGCAAGGAGGUCCGCGUCUGGUGCGACGGGUGCUACGAUAUGGUGCAUUUCGGGCAUGCGAAUUCUCUGAGGCAAGCUAAAGCUUUGGGGGAUUAUUUGGUGGUGGGUGUCCACAACGAUGAAGAGAUCGCAAAGCACAAGGGGCCUCCGGUCUUCACCGAACAAGAAAGGUACAAAAUGGUACGCGGCAUCAAGUGGAUAGAUGAAGUAGUCGAAGCUGCGCCAUAUGUGACUACCUUAGAGACGCUAGACAAAUACAAUUGUGAUUUUUGUGUUCACGGUGACGAUAUCACAACCACAGCGGAUGGUGUAGACACAUAUCACUUAGUCAAGACAGCUGGUCGUUACAGAGAAGUUCAGCGUACGGCCGGUGUUUCGACUACUGAUCUCGUGGGCCGCAUGCUUUUGAUGACGCGACAACACUUUCGACAAGGUGACAGUGAGUAUAGCGUCGACAGAGAGCCAAGCAAGCGCAUGGGUCAAGAUCGAACUGCGCGAAACCCGUGGACCGGCUGCUCGCAAUUCUUGCCGACUACGCAGAAAAUUAUACAGUUCAGUGACGGCAAGGCGCCGCAGCCGGGAGACAAGAUCGUAUAUGUAGCUGGGGCGUUCGAUCUCUUCCACGUGGGACACUUGGACUUUCUGGAAGUCGCCAAGAAGGAGGGCGACUAUCUUAUAGUCGGUCUGCAUACGGAUCCCGCGGUUAACCGAUACAAGUGUGGCAAUCAUCCUAUUAUGAAUCUGCACGAACGGGUUCUCAGUGUGUUAGCGUGUAAGUAUGUAAAUGAAGUUGUGAUCGGCGCACCGUACGAAGUGACGAGAGAUCUGAUGGAGCAUUUCAAUGUCUCCGUUGUGUGUCACGGACAAACGCCUAUAAUGCCCUGCGAAGAUGGCUCAGAUCCAUAUGCGGAGCCUAAGCGACAAAAUAAGUUUAAGUUAUUAGAUAGUGGUAAUGAUAUGACAACCGAAAAAAUUGUCGAAAGGAUCAUUCUGCACAGGUUGGAAUACGAGGAUAGAAAUUUAAGGAAGGAGAAAAAAGAGCUUGCUGCUUACGAAGCCUUCAUGAAGUCUAAGAAAAAUAACAGGACUGAAUAAUUACUCGUUUUGCUUCUUCUCGUGAAUUUCGUAGCGUGUGUAUAUGCGUGCAUGCGUGUUAAGUAUGAGUGUUAUGUGUAUGAAAUCAUCAGGUUUUAUAGAGUCAAUAUAUGUAAAUAAGAUGUCACAUUGACACUUAAUUUAUUGUUUCAAAAUGCCUUACGUAGUUGAAGUUAUAUAUUACGUCGACUAGCGAUGUCGCUAUCGAUGUUGGGUUUAAUUCAUUGCAAUGAAAAGAAAUUGCACAAUGACGACGAUUGUACAGUCGGACGACAUUCUGUAUGCAAGAUGUCUCGGAACUAACGUCAUUUUUUUUUAUCCACGGACUUGUACUAAUUUCCAUAAGCUGAUUUUUUUUUAAUAAACAUAAAUCUUUAUUCAGGGGAUCGCAACUGGAAAAUGUUUUGUCUCCUAAUUUUUUUCUAACGAAUUUCAAAUAGAGACUGUAGUCAAGUAUUCAAUGUCGAAAAUUCAAUUUCUUCGACCGACUUCUAGUCUCAAACGAUAGUUCUAGGACAUCUUACAUGCAUUUUUCGACAUAUCUCUAAGAUGAAAGGUGUAUCAUACUUCAUAAAGCCUUUGGAUAUAGAUACGCUUAGUAAUUGACGUUUUAUCACACGUGAUGUGAACAUUAUGAUACUGUUGCUUAAUGCAAAAAUUACUGGAAAUAAUCGUAAUUAUAAGUAAUUACACGAGAUAUGUCGUAGAAAACGAAAUCAAAUAUCUCUAAAAUUGAGUUGUUAAAUUUCGACCGCUUUCACGCUUGUACACUAUUCUCAUUUAUCACGCAUUAAUUUUAUAACUCUACUUUAUCCUUAUAUUCUCUCUUACGCUUUGCACGUGUGUGCGCAAAGUAUUUGUUAUUUAAUUCAAUCACAAUAAUAUAAGUAAAUGAGAGUGUAGUUUGAGUUGUCUAGAAUAUAAUUAUGUUAGAUCAGGGAUUUUCUGUCGUGCAAUACGAAUUGUAUACUUUUCCACAAUUAAAAAAUAUUUUGCAUUUUAAAUAUUAUUUGAAAUAUUAUUUGAAAGUGUAUCUGAAUAGAGUUGUAUUUGAAUAUUCUACACGAUUCUCUAUUAUACAAUUUAUUCGAAGAUAUCCGCAAAUAUAGAUAUUUGCGAUGUAUUCAAUUCGGUCUAAUUAAUCGGAAGUUCCUGAAUAUUUGAGUCAGUAAUCCAUUUUAAUGGUUACUGACGACUGCAAUAUUUAUGGCCAAAUUUUGAGUUUGUGAGAGGUCUUAGACCGGUUAGAUUAAAUAACUCUGAUAUUACGGCAGGUACUCUUGUCGAAGUAAUUACAACGCGUAAUUUAAGUGUUAAAUUUUUUAAUGCAAGAUUAAUAUAUCGUAUGUUCACACACAUAUACAUACAUACAUACAUACACAUACAUAAAAAAAGUUGUCAACGGAGCCAAAGAUUUGUUAGGUUUAAGACGCGCUUCGGGUAGACUAAAUGAGUUCAAAUUAUCGUGUUCGAAUUUGAGUUGGUUGUGUCCAGAGAAUAAGAACAUUUUUCAAUCUUACACUUUAUUCAAAUUGAUAUGUAUUUUAUAUAAAAUACAUACAAAUUGAUGCAUUUUGGUAAAUACAUUAUGUUAUAGUAGAUGCAAAUCUAUAAAAAAUACAAGAUAAUACAAACUGUUCACCUUAAAAAUUUGGCAUGAUUAAUUUUCGCGACUUCUCUGACGUUAAAUAUUAAGACAAAGCGACGGUCGAUAGUCGUCAGUUGAAUUCGCAUCAUACGAAAAUUGGUAGUGUAAUUUGACGAAUAAUCAUGAUUGAAUGAUUAUUCGUUGAGCCUGAGAUACCAUAUUAUAUAACAGAUAAAAGUCCCUCUGUACAUGACACGACAAAUUAAAUAGAUUACGCAAGACGAAGAUUGUACAGUUUAUGAUUUUUUACGGGAGAAUCGACAUUGAAGCAAAUUGUAAAACGCCCAGAAAAUUCUGUUUUAUCUCUUUUAUUUUAUAAUAAAUAAUCAUUGUACACGUUC